UCAAUUCGGCAGUUUGCUGGUAACAUCACCAUGAAGGCGUUUAUUGUAAUAUCGCUGUGCGUUGCGACUGUGUUUGCUGGAUACAGCGAGGACAUCUGGCUGACGAAGAAGAUCCUACCAAAAGGUUUGGAAACAUUCAAAGGUCCAGCCUAUAAUGGUAGAAUAGUUGGAGGUGUAGAAGUGAGCAUCGCUCAGUUUCCAUACCAAUUGUCUUUAAUGUCCAAUGGAAACCAUAUCUGCGGAGCCUCAAUAAUAUCCAGCAACUGGGCUCUUUCGGCUGCUCAUUGCACAUUUCCGUUGCCAGCCGUCUCUACAAUAAGCUUUCGUGGUGGUAGCACCAGCCGAGUCACAGGGGGAGUGAUUUUUCAAGCGGCUCAAAUCGUGAAUCACCCAAACUACAAUGCAAACACUCUCGAUUUUGAUGUCUGUGUCAUACGUAUCACGACGUCGUUUACUGGAUCGAAUAUCUCUCCGAUUCCACUGGUACCGUCUGGAACGGAUACGGUAAUUGGAACACGCAGUGUCGUAUCCGGAUGGGGUACCACCGUUCCCGGUGGAAGUCUGCCAACGAAUCUAAUGGCCGUUGAUAUUCCAGUUGUAUCACAGGCCGCAUGCAGUAGUCAAUGGGGAGCGUCACGAAUAACUGGAAAUAUGAUCUGUGCUGGAGAAGUCGGUCGUGACUCUUGCAACGGAGAUAGCGGUGGACCAUUGGUCACCGGUGGUCGUCAGUUUGGAGUUGUUUCCUGGGGUGCGGUCCAAUGUGGAGGGGCGCUUCCUGGUGUCUACACGCGAAUUGGCUCCGCUGGAAUACGUAACUUUAUUACAUCAAACACGGGUGUCUAGAAGAAAUAAAUCACCGUUCGCAAACUUAA
This is a messenger RNA of Topomyia yanbarensis, 872 nucleotides long. RefSeq names its product trypsin alpha-3-like. Gene Ontology annotation, biological process: proteolysis. The transcript is spliced from 3 exons. Bases 31 to 843 code for a protein of 270 amino acids. Gene Ontology annotation, molecular function: serine-type endopeptidase activity. The record is from RefSeq and is a predicted model, not a curated record. NCBI's taxonomy places the organism in Eukaryota, Metazoa, Arthropoda, Insecta, Diptera, Culicidae.